This is a messenger RNA of Hymenoscyphus albidus, 962 nucleotides long. The record is from the annotation of a GenBank genome assembly. Lineage: Eukaryota; Fungi; Ascomycota; Leotiomycetes; Helotiales; Helotiaceae.
AUGGCUUCAAACGAGCUCCGAGAUGUACAGGUCGAAUCCGGUGAUGAUAAAGGCUGUCGAGUAUGCCAUGUACACAGCUUCGAUGGCUACACCCUCAUCUCCUGGACCUUCACACUCUACCCCUACAUCCUACUCAACCCCACCUUCUACUCGUCCAAAUUUUUCGACGCCCCCGUCUUCCCAGUCAGUUCCAUCAUACUCGCAACCGAUCUUUUCGCAGCCAACCCCAUCUUAAUCUAAGCUGCCUCUCUCUCAACCAAACCCAUCAAACUCCCAGCCGUCACGAACGCCUCUUGCUCCUCGGUCGUCAAACCAUACUCUCAUCGCGGUCAAACAAGAGAUCGAUGGCCCUUACGUACUUGACUUCGGAAAACACCAAGGAUCGAAGCUGGAGGAUGUCCCUGCCGAUUAUCUUGCAUGGUUGAAAAAACAACCCCACAAUACUGAGGCAUUGAAGAAGGCCAUUCGCGACUGGGACAAGAUUCCACGGGUUUAUCGAUUGGGCUUUGGUAUGCAUCGAGGCUGCACCUUGGACGAAGUCCCACCGGCCUAUAUCACUUGGCUAUACGAGAAUGCCGCCGAUGAGUAUGACGACCUUCGUGAAGCUCUCGCCAAGCACAAGCGCGAGAAUUCCAUUAAGCAAGUCACGGCGCAGAAAUCCAAAUCCAGCAAAAAGCAAAAGAAGCCUUUUGUGUGCCCUUCCAAAUUACACCUCAGACUAUCGUCGUUACUAUUACGCUGGAGAUCGCAAAGGCCAACAAAUGUGGAUUGGAUGUCACGAUGCAUUGAAGUACUUUGGUGCUGAUGCGACAGCCAUGAAGGCAGCUGGUCUAGAGGUUUUCCAUAAGGGCCAGCGUUUCUGGGUCCACCAAGUCUUUGCUUAUGCGAGGCAUUUUGGUACCACUGGGACCGACACUCCAACGAAUGCGCUGAACAAGUCCAAAGCAAAAAAGUACAACUAA